Amblyraja radiata (thorny skate) is the source of this 2279-nucleotide messenger RNA. Its product is annotated as BTB/POZ domain-containing protein KCTD8. The transcript is spliced from 2 exons. Gene Ontology annotation, cellular component: signaling receptor complex. The record is from RefSeq and is a predicted model, not a curated record. Lineage: Eukaryota; Metazoa; Chordata; Chondrichthyes; Rajiformes; Rajidae. Gene Ontology annotation, molecular function: protein binding. Gene Ontology annotation, biological process: protein homooligomerization; regulation of G protein-coupled receptor signaling pathway. Bases 350 to 1615 code for a protein of 421 amino acids.
UGUGUAGCGCGGAGCCCAGCAGCGGCGAGGCUGGUGUUGUGGAGUCUGAGACCAUGUCUUGGCCAGGAGUUGCUUGCAGCCGGCGUGACGUCAGGGAGCUUCCCCAGACUCCUGUAUAACGUUGCCGGGAGUUGGUGGCGGCUUUUCUCCAGCGCACACACACACACACACACACACACAUACACAUACACACACACACACAUACACAUACAUGCACACAGUCUACCCCGCCCUGCCCGCGCCUUCAGGUGGUGCCGCCGACUGAGCGAUGCGCAGAGCGGUGGCCGCGGGCUGAGCUCGGUGCAACAGACAUUCAGUCAGUCCCCGGACCCAAGGGUUGGUCGGAGCCAUGGCUGUCCGCGACAGCAUCCUGCCCAUCAGCGAGAUGUUGGCCGCCCCCUUCCCCGAGGUGGUGGAGCUGAACGUGGGAGGACAGGUGUAUGUGACCAAGCACCACACACUGGUCAGUGUGUCCGACUCGCUGCUGGCUCACCUCUUCUCCAAGAACAGCGUCAAGGUGCUUCCCAGGGACAACAGGGGCCGGUAUUUCUUGGACCGGGACGGUUUCCUCUUCAGGUACAUCCUGGACUAUCUGCGGGACAAGCAGCUGGUGCUUCCCGACCACUUCCCGGAGAAGGAGAGGCUGCUGAGGGAAGCGGAGCACUUCCAGCUGGGCGAACUGACCAGGGUUCUGGCCUCCAAGGUUAUGGUCAAGCAGGGCUCGGUGGCCGAGGAUGCGGCGCAAAGCGACGCGGAGGAGAACUCGCAGGGCAGCGAGAUGGUGCCCAAGGGCGGGACGUCCGACAAGAAGACUGGCUUCAUCACCAUCGGCUACCGGGGCUCCUACACCCUGGUGCGGGACAGCCAGGCCGACGCCAAGUUCCGCAGGGUGGCCAGAAUCAUGGUGUGCGGACGCAUCGCACUGGCCAAGGAGGUUUUCGGGGACACCCUGAACGAGAGCCGGGACCCCGAUCGCCCCCCUGAGAAGUACACGUCCAGGUUUUACCUGAAGUUCACUUACCUGGAGCAAGCUUUCGACCGGCUGUCCGAGGCGGGAUUCCACAUGGUGGCCUGUAACUCCACGGGCACGGCCACCUUCAUCAACCAGUACAGAGAUGACAAGAUGUGGAGCAGCUACACCGAGUACAUCUUCUUCCGAGGAUUGCAGAGGCCGGCCUCUCCGAAGUCCGAAUGUGAGAGCAGGAAACAGGAUAAGGGCGAGAAAGGAAUGGAAAGUGGGACCUCCUGCAACGAGCUGUCCACCUCCAGCUGUGAAAGCCAGUCGGAGGCCAGCAGUCCACAGGACAACGUCGCUUGUGCGUCACAGCCCGCAACAUCUCAGCCUAAUACCCUGACCCUGGAUCGGCCUCCCAAGAAAGCCCCCAUUCAGUGGUUGCAACAGCCCGACAAACGCAGAAACAGUGAACUUUUUCAAACACUGAUGAACAAUUCCAGAGAAAUGAGCCUCUGCAAAAAGAAAAUCAAUGAGAAGCUGAGCGCUGAGGACGAAAUGAAGAAAUGCAUCCAGGAUUUCAGGAAGAUCCAAAUUCCCACCCAGUUUCCAGAACGCAAGCGCCUGUGGCAGUCUGAACUAUUACAGAAAUAUGGACUUUAAAGUGGAAAAAGAAGACUUGCUGCAGCUUGAGUAAUGUUUGAAAUUAAGGGUUUGUGGUUCUCAUUCACCUGCAGUCUGUCUUAUUCUUCCUGCCCUAUCCAUUAAAUUGUGAUAAGAUUGCAAGUCUUGAGAAGCUGAUCGUGAAGAAUUUUAGUUUUUAGUCCACACCUGAGGUAUGCAUAAAAAAUUAACACAUUGGAUUUAAUCUACUGAGUGCUCGUGGGUUAGCUUAUAAAUUUGAUGUGGCACAAUGCAGUCUGAUAAAUAACAGUUGCAAAACUAAUGGAUUCUCCACCAGUGUAUCGAUGUGUCAGAAAUGGUUAUUCAUGGCCUUAAUGAUUGGAUGUGAUGCCUCUCGAAAACCUCAAAGGUUGUGUUCAGAGUUCCCUCCCUCCCAGAUCAGGGCAGCCAGUGGUAGUCAGCUGCAGUUCAGCUCCAUUUCAUGAAAACAAGUAAUUAGAACCAUUUUAAAGUUAAAAUCCACAAUUUGGUUGAAUAACUCUUUGAAUAUUUACUCCUAAUUUAGCAAUUUGAAUUACGGUGAAGACCAAAUGCCAACUUUUAGUUUAGUUUAGUUUAGAGAUACAGCGCGGAAACAGGCCCUUCAGCCCACCCAGUCCGCUCUGACCAGCGAUCCCCACAUAUUAAUGAUAUCCUACACACA